Messenger RNA from Neospora caninum, 2226 nucleotides. RefSeq lists its product as hypothetical. The record is from RefSeq and is a predicted model, not a curated record. The transcript has a single exon. NCBI's taxonomy places the organism in Eukaryota, Apicomplexa, Conoidasida, Eucoccidiorida, Sarcocystidae. Bases 1 to 2226 code for a protein of 741 amino acids.
AUGAAGAGAAAACCAGAAGCAUCGCAGAGCCAUCUUGAAGGGCGAGAAGUGAAGACCCCGAGGAAAUCUCGGAGCGCAUCUCCAGUGGAGAAGGCGCUUCUUGGACGCAAAAAAGCGUCACGUGCCGGUCGGAAAGGCCGGAAGAUUGCGCUGAGCUCGUCUCUCCAGUGUCGCGGGGGUGCGUCGGAGCCAAACCGAGCAAGAGCGAGGAAGAAGCCCGUGGAGGGGCGCGAGCUGGAGCGGAAGCGACGGUCGGAGAGCUCGACCCGGGGCCAAGAAACCGGAAGGCGCACCAGCAGGCGCGCAGGCUCUUCGCUUUCGACUCCUCACCGGAAGUCGGUCGCGCCGGGGAAACCUCGCGUCAAGGCAACUGCGUCGCGGCGGUUGCCUGGAGGCAGAAAAGGCGCCACUGGCUUUUCCUUGCCGAGGAAGCGGGGGCUGAAGCCGUUCGCGUCCCCCGCGUUUCCGGAGACCGCGAAGGAGAGGAAGAAAGAGACAGGCGGAAUGGGUGCGUUACUCGCUUCGCCCGCGCCUCGCCUCUCUUCCACGGCCAGGUGUCCGUCGGAACUCGCGGCAGGCUUUCCACGGAAGAAGAGAAGGACCAAAGGCAGUCAGGCAGAACGGCGAGAAAAACUCGCGCUGGUUUCCCCGCUCGAGGCUGUCUCCGAGCCCAAGGAGGCGGUAUCGCCGCUUCCGUCUUUUGCGUCUCCAAUUCUGUCGGGAUUUCUAACCUCCCUGAAGAAGAGGCAGCCGACGCCGCAGCAGCGAGGCAAGAGGGGGGCGUGGCGCGUCGCCUCGGUGUACCUACGGGGCGGGGAAGAGCGCGUGGGGAGGAGGAGGAAGAACGCGCAGCGAGCCUCCGAUCCGCUCUGUGGAGAGACAGACGAACCGGAAGACCUCCUGGCCUCGCCGCCGGGAGAGCUGAGGAGCCUGAAAGAAGGCGGCGGCGCGCCCUCGCGCAUGCGAUCCGGCUUCUGUCUGUCGGAGACGGAGGGAGAAGAGCUGGCGGGACGAGGCGCAAAGAGGAAGAGAGAAGAAGACGGGGGUCACCGGAAGGACGUGGCGGGAAGCGGAGAGGGUGAACAGACGGCUGAAGUGGACAGGGCGAUGGAGCGCGAGAGGGCGAGACAAGAAAAUCGCACCAUUUGGGAACGAGGACAAGCCCUCUUGGCGAAGACCGAAUUCAAUCCGCGCCUCUCGCCUGACGCCUAUACAGCGCUCUGGCGCCGCACCGCGCUGUCGAGACAGAAGAGCGAGAGAGAGAAAGAGAAGGUCGAGCCGGGCGUCGAGUCGCGAGCAACAGUGAAGCGGGAAGGGGAGAAGGACUCCGAGAGAAAAGCACAGAACACCGCGGAAGAGAAGAACGCCGGCCAGCGGGAAGAGACCCAAGAGGAAACGAAACCGGCGGAAGAUGAAUCCAACAUCGCGGCCUCCAAUUCCAUUGCUUGUCGCCGCCCUCUCCGUCGCUGUCGCGUGCUCGUCCCCUCUCCCUCUUCUUCCUCUUCUUCCUCUUCUUCGUCUUCUGCCUUUGUUUCUUCGUCCUCUUCCUCGUCUUCCUGCGAGCUGAGCGGCCAGCGUCGGCGUUCUGCUCGUCUGCGUCAAAGUAACGAUGCGUCUGCUUCUUUCGAUGCGUCGCUUGAUUCUCAGCCCCAGAAAAACACUUGUGAGUCUUCAGUUCCCCAAAAUGCGGCUUCUUCUCUUUGUGCAGAUGACUCUGCGAGUAGCCGUCCGGUUUCGCGAGGGCCAGCCUCGCCAGAAACUUCCGCCCCGGUCUCGUCUUUGUCGGCUUCGUCGCACUUCCGGCACUGCACGCCUUAUGUUCGGAGUUUGGCCCGACGCGCUGGAUGGGAGCGCGUGCCGCCUUCUCUCCUCCUUCUGUUUGUUGAAGACCUCGGCGCGGCGCUGAGUCGGGGGUUGCGGAGGCGAAGGAACAGACGGCGCGAUGACAGAGACGAAGACGGAGUCGGCCUCUCUCCGCCAAACGACGGGGCCGAGCGGGGAGCGAACGCGCAGGGGGUUUCCGGGGAAAAGCCGGAGAAAAGACGCCUGGGAGAAGUCGAGCGGCUUCUCCAGGUACAAAAUGAAUGGGAACGCGCGAAAGCCGUGUCGAUGUGGAAACGCGCGAGGUCGCAAGGCGCAGUGGAAGGAGAGAGCCUGAAGGACAUUCGGUCUCGGCUGCGGGGCCACGCGCACCCGGUUGGGUGCAUGCUGGCGUAUGACGUUUGA